Python bivittatus (Burmese python) is the source of this 5729-nucleotide messenger RNA. RefSeq names its product YTH N6-methyladenosine RNA binding protein C2 (gene YTHDC2). The record is from RefSeq and is a predicted model, not a curated record. Lineage: Eukaryota; Metazoa; Chordata; Lepidosauria; Squamata; Pythonidae. Gene Ontology annotation, cellular component: intracellular anatomical structure. Gene Ontology annotation, molecular function: protein binding; RNA binding; helicase activity.
CUCCUCCCCCUGCCCUACUCCUUUCAGUUCCCUGACCGAGUUUCGGGGUGUCUCGGGCCUGGCCUGGCCCGGCUCCCUCUGGCGGCGCCGAGCGUCCCGGGCUGAGCUCCAAGGCAGCGCUGGGAGAUGUCCCGGCCGAGCAGCGUCUCGCCCCGGCCUCCGGGGAGCGGGCCCACAAGCGGAGGCCCCUCUACCGCCUCUUCGUCGUCCUCCUGCUCCGGCGGCGGUCGCGCCAAGGGGCUGAAGGAUAUUCGUAUUGACGAAGAAGUGAAAAUCGCUGUGAAUAUCGCUCUGGAGCGGUUUCGGUAUGGGGACCAGCGAGAAAUGGAUUUUCCUUCAUCAUUGACCAGUACUGAGAGAGCUUUUAUUCAUCGACUAAGUCAAUCUCUUGGUUUGAUUUCUAAAAGUAAAGGGAAAGGAGCGAACAGAUACCUGACUGUGAAGAAAAAAGAUGGAUCCGAAUUGGCACAUACAGUGAUGACCUGUAAUUUGAUUCCAAACACAAAACAUGCUAUUAGAAGUUUAAUACAGAGAUUUCCUGUAACCAAUAAAGAACGCACAGAACUUCUACCAAAGACAGAGAGGGGAAAUGUAUUUGCUGUUGAAGCUGAGAAUAGAGAAAUGAGCAAAACAAGCGGGCGUCUUAACAAUGGCAUCCCUCAGAUCCCAGUGAAACGGGGAGAAUCGGAAUUUGAUUCAUUUCGGCAGUCUCUUCCAGUUUAUGAAAAGCAGGAUGAAAUUGUUAGAGUUAUUAAAGAAAAUAAAGUCAUUUUGAUUGUUGGGGAAACUGGAUCUGGAAAAACUACUCAGAUACCUCAAUUUCUACUUGACGACUGUUACAAAAAUGGCAUACCGUGCCGCAUAUUUUGCACUCAACCAAGACGGUUAGCAGCAAUUGCUGUGGCUGAAAGAGUUGCUGCUGAAAGAAGAGAGAAGAUUGGCCAGACUAUUGGUUAUCAGAUCCGAUUAGAAAGCAGGGUUUCUCCAAAAACACUCUUAACAUUUUGCACCAACGGUGUAUUACUUCGUACACUAAUGGCAGGAGAUAGUGCAUUGUCUACUGUAACUCAUGUUAUUGUGGAUGAAGUCCAUGAAAGAGAUCGAUUCAGUGAUUUUUUGUUAACAAAAUUAAGAGAUAUGCUACAAAAACAUUCGUCAUUAAAACUCAUACUUUCUAGUGCUGCUCUUGAUGUGAACCUCUUUGUCAGAUAUUUUGGAGGCUGUCCAGUGAUAUAUAUUCCAGGAAGACCAUUUGAAGUAAAGGAGAUGUUUUUAGAAGACUUAUUAAGAAGUACAGGCUAUACAAAUAAAGAGAUGAUCAAAUAUAAAAAGGAAAAACAGCGAGAAGAAAAACAACAGACAACUUUGACUGAGUGGUAUUCCGCACAAGAUAAUAGCAAACCUGAAUUGCAACGACAGAGGGCAGUUCCAAAUGUAGCUGAAGAAUAUGAGCUGCUGGAUGAUGGAGGUGACACAGUCUUCAGUCAAUUGGCUGAAAAAGAUGUGAAUUGUCUUGAACCUUGGCUAAUUAAAGAAAUGGAUGCUUGCCUUUCUGAUAUUUGGCUGCAUAAGGAUAUUGAUGCUUUUGCACAGGUGUUUCAUCUUAUUUUAACUGAAAAUGUCAGUGUUGAUUACAGGCACAGUGAAACAAGUGCAACAACAUUAAUGGUAGCUUCUGGAAGAGGUUUCUUGAAUCAAGUAGAACAGCUGAUUGGUAUGGGAGCAAAUGUUCAUAUCAAAUCAUCCAAUGGCUGGACAGCUUUGGAUUGGGCUAAACACUUCGGGCAUACAGAAGUAAUUGACCUGCUAGAAUCCUAUUGUGCCUCAUUAGAGUCUGGUAAUUUAGAUGAAAGUUCCUUGGUCCAUGCUAAUGCUAGUGAACUUAGUGCAGAAGAUCGAGAACUCCUGAAAGCUUACCACCACAGUUUUGAUGAUGAAAAGGUAGAUCUUGACCUGAUCAUGCACCUACUAUACAAUAUCUGUCAUAGCUGUGAUGCAGGUGCAGUUUUAAUUUUUCUUCCUGGAUAUGAUGAGAUAGUUGGAUUGAGAGAUCGCAUACUAUUUGAUGACAAGAGAUUUGCUGAUAAUGCUCACAGAUUCCAGGUGUUUAUGCUGCACUCAAAUAUGCAGACAACUGACCAGAAAAAGGUUCUUAAGACUUCUCCUCCAGGCAUACGCAAAAUAAUACUUUCUACAAAUAUUGCAGAAACCAGUAUUACAGUAAAUGAUGUUGUUUUUGUGAUUGACUCAGGAAAAAUGAAAGAGAAGUCCUUUGAUGCACUGAAUUGUGUAACUAUGCUUAAGAUGGUGUGGAUUUCUAAAGCAAGUGCUGUUCAGAGGAAGGGCAGGGCAGGACGUUGUCGACCUGGAAUUUGUUUUCGACUUUUCAGUAGACUAAGAUUUCAAAAUAUGUUGGAAUUUCAGACUCCUGAACUUCUAAGAAUGCCUCUACAAGAGCUUUGUUUACAUACAAAAUUGCUAGCUCCCAUCAAUUGUCCAAUUGCUGACUUCUUAAUGAAAGCUCCAGAGCCACCUCCUGCUUUAAUUGUGCGAAAUGCUGUGCAGAUGCUUAAGACCAUAGAUGCUAUGGACACCUGGGAAGAUUUAACAGAACUUGGCUAUCAUCUGGCUGACUUACCUGUAGAGCCCCAUCUUGGGAAAAUGGUGCUAUGCGCUGUUGUUCUGAAGUGCCUGGAUCCUAUUCUGACCAUUGCCUGCACUCUUGCAUAUCGUGAUCCUUUUGUGCUGCCCACGCAGGCUUCUCAAAAACGUGCAGCCAUGCUGUGUAGAAAACGAUUUACUGCAGGAACAUUUAGUGACCAUAUGGCCCUUCUUCGGGCUUUCCAGGCAUGGCAGAAAGCACGUAGUGAUGGCUGGGAAAGAGCUUUUUGUGAGAAGAACUUCCUUUCUCAGGCAACCAUGGAGAUUAUCAUAGGAAUGAGAACACAGUUGCUUGGGCAGCUAAGAGCAUCAGGUUUUGUUAGAGCCAGAGGUGGUGGUGAUAUAAGGGAUGUGAACACAAACUCAGAAAAUUGGGCUGUAGUUAAAGGAGCCUUAGUAGCUGGAAUGUAUCCAAAUAUAGUUCAUGUUGACAGAGAGAAUGUAGUUUUGACUGGGCCAAAAGAGAAAAAAGUCCGUUUUCAUCCUACAUCUGUUCUUAGCCAGCCCCAGUAUAAAAAGAUUCCUCCUGCAAAUGGCCAAGUAGCAGCUAUUCAGGCACUCCCCACUGACUGGCUUAUAUAUGAUGAAAUGACAAGAGCCCACCGAAUAGCCAAUAUCAGGUGCUGCUCAGUUGUGACUCCAGUCACAGUGGCCCUCUUCUGUGGAUCAGCUAGGUUGCCAAGUAAUGCUUUACAGGAGCCUUCUUCCUUCCGAGUUGAUGGUGUCCCUAAUGAUAGCAGUGAUAGUGAAAUGGAGGAUCGAACAACUGCAAACUUGGCUGCUUUAAAAUUGGAUGAGUGGCUCAAUUUCAAACUAGAUCCAGAGGCUGCUAGCCUUCUCCUGCAGUUAAGACAAAAAUGGCAUAGUUUAUUUCUGCGACGCAUGAGAGCUCCUUCAAAGCCAUGGUCUCAAGUUGAUGAGGCGACAAUACGAGCAAUCAUUGCCGUUUUGAGCACCGAGGAACAAUCUGCAGGUCUGCAGCAACCUUCAGGAAUUGGGCAAAGACCAAGACCUAUGUCAUCUGAAGAACUUCCCUUAGCGUCUUCUUGGAGAUCAAACACCAGUCGAAAAAGCUCAGGAGAAUCAGAGUUUGCAGAUGAUGCUUUUAAUUCAGAAAGAAAUACCCCCAAAGGAACAUUAAGCUAUGAUAUAAACAAAGAACAGAACAAUACAAUAUUAAGAGUGUUAAUGAAGUCUACAUCUCCAGCAUUUCACCAACCACUGAAAUACAAAGAAAGAGGUGUUCUGCAUUCCAAACGAAGCACAGACGACAGGGCAGACCAGGCAUCUGUGAAAUCUACAGAUAGCAUCAGCUAUCCCAGCCCCUGUGCUAGUCCUUCUCCUCCAUCAUCUGGGAAGGGUUCCAAGUCUCCUUCUCCAAGGCCAAAUAUGCCAAUUCGGUACUUUAUUAUGAAAAGCAGCAAUUUAAGGAAUCUUGAGAUCUCACAACAGAAGGGGAUUUGGUCUACAACUCCAAGUAAUGAGAGAAAACUGAACCGUGCUUUUUGGGAAAGUAGUGUUGUUUCCUUGGUAUUUUCUGUUCAGGGAUCAGGACAUUUUCAGGGCUUUGCUCGAAUGUCUUCCGAGAUAGGCCGUGAAAAAAGUCAGGACUGGGGUUCUACUGGAUUAGGGGGAGUGUUCAAAGUGGAAUGGAUUCGGAAGGAAAGUCUUCCUUUUCAGUUUGCUCAUCAUUUGCUCAACCCCUGGAAUGACAAUAAGAAAGUACAGAUAAGCCGAGAUGGCCAGGAACUGGAACCUCAGGUUGGUGAACAGUUGUUACAACUGUGGGACCGUAUUCCUUUAGGGGAGAGAAACACAGCUGAUUGAAAAUAAAAGGGCAGAUUUGGAGUUGCACCUCAUAUGAGGUCAUUCUAAAAUCACCAAUCCUCCUACAGAAAAGAAAUACCAUAAUGAAUAGAAUUGAAGGAAACCAGUGGCAUUUUUCAAGCACAGACUGAACCGAAUGGGCUGCUGUUACUUUUCACUAGGAAAUUUGUUCUUCGCCUUGGAAGUUCCACUGUUUGGACACCAAAUCAGACAGAAGCACCUGGUGAACUAUGAAUAAUGUUGUAAUUAUAUUUAAUACGUCUUUGGAGAAAUAGCUAAGUCUACAGUACAUAAGUAUUGUGUUUUUUUUUCAAUAAGGUCCUGUUCAGAAAUGCUAAGGGAAAAAUAAGCAGCAUAGAAGUAUAAAGAUCUGAACUAAUUUUACUGUUGGAGUAAAUAUAUAAAUGAGGGCUUCCUCUCUAUUUAAACUUGAAUCAAACUAUUUAAAACUGUCUGCAUUUUAAGGGUCCCUUUUUUCAAAGCUGGUUUCAGGGUGUUUAGUCUACAUUCUGUCUAGUAUGAGUUCACAAAAAUAGUGUUGGAUAUUUUUGUAUAUUCUAGUAGCAGGUGGACCAGAACUAAUUUCUUCAGUAUCAGAGAAAAGGAUACUUGAAAAAACCAUGUGGUCUUAACCAUGUAACAGCCACAAGUACUUUUUUUUCCUCUUUCCCACCUUUUAAAAUUUUUCUUUUGGGUACUUCUAAUUUUUAUUUUUCUCUUUGUGGUUCUUACGAUUUUAAUUUUCUUAAUAGCUGACUUCUUACUUAUGUCCUUAUCUGAUCUACUGUAUUUUGCUUUUAGAGUGGUAUUCACCACUGUAAUCUGUAGUUUUUUAUCUAGUGUUUUGAGAAGUGCUGGGUCAGUUCAGCAAGAGGAAAGGAGAAAUGUUCCACUAAAAAGAGAUGAUACUUGCGUGCUUCUAAACAAGGUUUGAAUAGAGUUAAAGAACAAUUUAAUUAUUAGUCAUGUUGUAAUCUAAUAAUGGAAAAAGAAUGCCAAUUCUUAUCCAAAACCUCUACAUGGAAGAAAAAAUUAUAAUGAAAGGCUUUCAUCCUCAGCAGACUAGUACAAUAGAGCUUUAGCCAAGAUUCUGGAUUUGUUGCCUUUUUCAUUCAAAAGUUACUUUUUCUACAUAUUUAUCUAUAGUGUGAUUUAUUUGUAAUUUCUACACAUCUACAUAGCAUUCUGUUGUUAAUUAACUGUAAAGUGAAUCUCUUAAGUUUUAUUAUGUUGAAAAUAAC